Molecule: messenger RNA, 2122 nt
Organism: Dendronephthya gigantea
Lineage: Eukaryota; Metazoa; Cnidaria; Anthozoa; Malacalcyonacea; Nephtheidae
Product: glutamine-rich protein 2-like
Exons: 18
Coding region: 131-2098 (655 amino acids)
Source: RefSeq, a predicted model, not a curated record
UUAUGAAAUUAUAGAAUAAAUAUUUCAUGUUAGCGACUUCGUUAGCAUGUUGUAAUAGCUGUGUUGCCCUGACAACGCACAUGUACAUAAGAUACAGUCACGGCAAUAAUAUUUCAUACAACCCAGCAACAUGUCGUCGGAAAUACAGCUCGAUAAAUUGUUGAAUUUAGCGUUAGGAACUCCUGAAAUUGGGGCGGUAAACUUCAACGCCUUACAUGGAGUAUUGUCGGAAAUUAUUAAGACUUUAGGAGUCGGUGGUAAGUUAGUCGAAGUACAGAACACUGAGGAUUUUGGUUCGGGGAGAUCUGGUUUGCCGGCCUCAGGGAAAAGCUUCGAUAAUACCAAAAGGCAAACGUACAACGAAAAGGUCCCGCGAAGUCUAAACGGCUUAGAUUUGGAAGCCAAAGUCACAAAUUUAGAAGAUAAAUUGAAAGUCCUCGACGAACUGCCGAAUAAUUCUGAUAUUGUGAAGCGAAUUCGUGAGCGAGAUUCAAAAUCUUCCGUCACUGAUAUCUGGCAGUUUAUUAAUAUCAAUAGAAGAUUGUCGGCAACAGAGGAUGCCAUUGAAAAGCUUACUGGGUUGUUGGAACAUGCUCUUUCUGAACUUGGUGGUAUUAAAGACAUAGAAAAAGAUUUAUCGCAUUUGAAGAAAUCUCUGAUGGACAUUGAGGAAAGCAACAGAAAACUGAAAGAACGGCUUGGUGCACUUGAGGAUUCUGAUAAGAGUGAAGAUUUUAAAAAGUUGGGAACUCUGCAGGAGAAUAUAGAAGAGUUACAGAGUAAACUUGAUUCAUUGGCAACAAAGAAAGAUCUUGACACAUGUAUGAAAUGGCCUCAAUUUGAAUCGGCGUUGAAAUCAGGCAGUGCCAUUGCUAGUUCGAUGUCAACAGAAAGUGUUCCAAGUUUGGGUGUUUUGGAUACUGUAAAACAGAUCGGUAACAUGGUAGAUGGUCAUGACACUGUCUUGAGUAACAUUCAAGAGCUGCAGGAAACAAUGCCCACAAAAGCUGACAAAGAAGAUAUUGAAGAAUUGCGAAGAAAAGCCCAGGAACUUCCAGAUAAUCUGAUCAAUCAACUGAAUGAUUUAAACACAAAAAUGGAGAACAUGAUCAAUUGGAAAGAUGAAAUGAUGAAUAAGAUUGAAGACGACGAACAACGUAUGAAGGAGUUUCGGGACAAUCUGGAAAGACUGAAUAUUUCAACAAGAAAUUUGGUCGAAGAUGCAGACAGAAAACGGAAGGAUAUUGACAAACUGUAUUCGAUGUGUGGGGAUUUACAAAAUACAAAGGCUGAUAAAGAUUCUGUGGCAAUGGAAAUGGACACUAAAGCAGACAAGUUAGCGUUGGACAACAUGAUAAGCAGGUUGAAAUUUGAUUCGAGUUUUGGAACUCUAGAACAAUCUGUGCAAAAUAUUUUGAAUCGACUCGCAGGACAAGAAGCCGCGUUGCAAGACGCGAUAUUGAAACUGAAUGACGACGUGGAUGGGAAAAUGGACAGGCUGGAAAUGGAUCCUCUCAAAGACUAUAUCAACAAACGUAUCAAAGCAAACAAAUGUAAACACGCAGACUUGCCAAUAUCUGACGACUCUGCGGCUGGAAUGACAAAGCCGGCAAUAAAGUUCCACUGUAUCUCAUGCGCAAGACCUGUUGAAACACAGCCAGGGGUGACUGCGAUACCUUUGCCUCAAUAUCCUGCUUUUCCCCCUUCGAAGUCGUCACGCCCUUACGCACCAUUUGAGUUGGAACAGAUGAGACAACACGCAAGAGGGAAUUAUGAUGGUACAGAUCACGUGUCAACAAGGCCGUGCGGAGGACAACACACAAUGACUUACAACACUAGAAAAUUAAGCAAGAACGUUAAUUACUAUUACAAAGAAGACGAAGGAGUCAUAAUAUCACUGAAGGAUGACAACCCAGUACAAGGUCAUGAUGGACAGUUUUAUAGAGGUCAAGAGUACAAUGAACAGUUCCCAAACCUUCAGCAACCCCAAACAUCACCGCCAACUCCCCCCAAGUCACCUUCCUCUUUGUCCAAUCGCCAAACGUCCUCUAGACCCCACACACCUAUGAGACCACGUUCUGCUGCUGUCAUCAGAUAGUUUUUUCAUACUUUUCAUACUCAA